UCAGAACUAUUUCAUACCGAACGUUCCCAUGUUCGCGCGUUAAACGUGCUUUUGCAUGUCUUCCAUGAACCGUUACUGGAGUCCCAAGUGCUGCCAUUAGAUCAAAUACAAUUACUUUUCUCGAAUCUGGACGAGAUGCUAAUGAUCCACUCGCGUUUUAAUCAAUCGAUGAAACGGAAGAAGAAGGAGAAUCCGUGUGUGGGUGAUGUGGGUGAGCUUCUGCUAGAAAUGUUCGACGGUGAGGGCGGCGAGGCAUUCGAAAGAGCCGCGUCGACCUACUGUGCUAAGCAGCAGGUCGCACUAGACGCUCUACGUGAUCGUCGACGUAAGGAUUCCAAGUUGAAUUCUUUCCUGAAUGAAAUUGAAGCAAAUCCACUGUGCCGUCGACUUCAACUAAAAGAUCAUAUACUUACCGGUAUGCUACGGCUCACUAAGUAUCCGUUGCUUUUUGAGAAUCUCGCCAAAUAUACGCCAGACAGUAAUGAAAAGGAGAAAAUGGCUGUGCUGCGAAGCCUCGAACGCAGCAAGGAAAUCCUAAGUUGCGUGAAUCAGGCAGUGAAGGAGGCUGAAGAUCAUCAGCGACUUACCGAAAUUCAACGAACAAUCGAUCGAUCAGCCUUCGACAAGUUCGAUCAUCCGACCGUACAGGAAUUCAAGAAUCUCGACAUUACGAAACGUAAGCUGAUCUAUGAAGGACCUUUGCAAUGGCGACGCACCGAGCCAAAUCGCUCAAUGCCGAAUCGUUCAGUGCCAAAGCCGGUGGAUUUGCAUGUAGUAUUACUUGACGAUACAAUAUUCUUCCUGCAUCGACAAGACGAUAAAUAUCUGUUAAAAUUUAUCAAUACGACAAAUCAAGCGGGUAAUUCUGUGCUUAGUCCGAUCGUCAAACUAUCCACUGUUUUGGUGCGUCAUAACGCCGCUGAGAAAGACUCCUUAUAUCUGGUUAAUACCUCGCAAAAUGGCGCACAAAUGUACAAUCUAGUAGCGCCAUCUUCUGCGGAACGCAAACUCUGGUGUAAGCACAUUUCUGAAGCUGUGGAGGCUUAUAAGGCACGUGAUCGUCAGGGUAGAAGACCGACACCGCCCACUGUUCUCCCGGAAGAGCCAACGAACGUAAUAGAAGACGUAUCAUCACCUGCUAUCAUGGAAGCAGACAAUACAGCCGAUGACAAGGAUCAACUGCAGGAUCGAGAGUUGCGAGAAUUUGGGCAGGAUGAUGCUGUUACUAUUACUUCCACUACUGAUUCUGCUUUUGUUGCUGCUGCUACCAGCAGCACCACCAACACCACCACCACUACCAGUAUGGCGGAAGCAUUGCGGAUGGUCACGUGUACUCAGUUUUCAUUAAUAGAUCCCUUAGAAGUUCACGUGGAAGUACCACCGGUGCAUAUUGCAGAACCAGUUUUUACACCAAUAGAAUGCUUAAGACGAAAGGACGAAAUAAUAAAACAAGCUUUGCUCGAAAAACAAUUGUUAAUGGCGGAUAUAUUAAAUAUUCCAAAAGAAGAUUUUGAACACGUAGCAGAUAUGGCAUCUGAACCAUCCACCGUGGAAAAAGAACCUGUUGAACUCAUUCUGGCUGCUAUUAAUCAAACGGAUCAGCUAGUGGGAAUAUUGAAUUCCACAUUGAAUGUAAGUGAAACGGAAACGGUAUUUUCAUCACGUGGAACAUCAACAUUAUCGUCUCCCGCAUGUGAAGCUACUGGUUGUCCAUCAUUACGAAGUCAUUUUCAUCCUCAACAAUCAGUUAUGGGUGUAAUGCAACCAAUUUGCCAUUAUCUCACAUCCCAACUCUCACAACUGUCACAACUUCUGGAAAUUAUUAAAGAACGGGAGGAAGAACGGGAAAAACUGCGAAGAGAAUUGCGUAGAAGUAGAGAACGUAUACAUGCACUUGACAUUGACGUACAACGCCGAGAAUUUUCAGGAGCAACGACCACAACAUCUUAUACGCAAACAACUCCUGAUGAUUUGUACCAAGAAAGUUACACUGAUGACCGCACUCGGAACGAGUCCAUUGAUACGUGCGGAGAAGUGGCCGUAGAUGUGGAUGCGAGAAACCUUGAACUUAAAACGGAAACUGAUGUAAUGGGCGACAGCGUUGACUGAAACACAGUUGUAAAUCGUCUUAUAUCAAUUAUAUCCUUAACCAUCUGGUGCAUUUCAAGAGCGGUGCUGAAACGCUCUCAUAUUCGUCGAGAAAUCAAAAUUAUUUGUAAAAAUAUGAAAAACAUGGACAACGCAUAUAUAUUUGUGCGAUACAUGACGAAUAAUUCUUUGCCACAGGCAAUAAUAUACUAAACAUAUAUAGAGCGCUAUGCAGCAGAAGAUAUUAACUGUUUUGUUUAUUUAAUAACUCGGAAAAUUCGACAAAAGCGUACGUUAUAAAUGCUACUAAUCUUUACAGUUAAUAAAAAUGCAAUAUAUUAUUCAUAAAUUACAAUAAAAGAAAAAUCCAUUUUCAUGUAUGUUUUUUUAUUAUCUUCUGCAAAAGACGAGAAGAUACAUCGUGGAGAAUUGUUUUGUGCAACGUUCUUUUUUUUACGCCUCACAUUAUAUGAAUUAUUCACAUAUAAAAGACUUCUUUUAGAUAAUUUUAUGCAAGAGAAUAUCCUGUUAAUAUAUCAAGCAAUAUAUUGGUUUAAUACAA
This is a messenger RNA of Harpegnathos saltator (Jerdon's jumping ant), 2650 nucleotides long. RefSeq names its product rho guanine nucleotide exchange factor 12. Gene Ontology annotation, biological process: G protein-coupled receptor signaling pathway. Lineage: Eukaryota; Metazoa; Arthropoda; Insecta; Hymenoptera; Formicidae. The record is from RefSeq and is a predicted model, not a curated record. Gene Ontology annotation, cellular component: cytoplasm. Gene Ontology annotation, molecular function: G protein-coupled receptor binding; guanyl-nucleotide exchange factor activity. The annotation marks the transcript as partial. The transcript has 7 exons.